UAAGUCUUCGGCGUUUAUUUUGGGUAUAACGGGUAGGCGAAACCCCACUCGACUUAACAGCACAUUUUACAUCGUCAUUCAUCUGUGACAGAUGAAAGGACGUGCCUGAGAACAACACAUUGGUGAAGAUUCGUUCGUUCCGCACUUAAAAUUCAUAAACUGUAAUCGAAGUCCAGAACUGACCUAUCAGCUCCGGCGUAGCCGCUUUUGUUAGUAAGCUGUUCUUUAUGAUCAGUAUUGAUUUUUGCGACGGUCCGUGUGAUUAGAUUCGCUCGGAAUUUAACUGGUCGACCGCAUCAUUAGAAUGUUUAGCUCCGAGUAACGCUGAUCAGAGCGACAGAUACCACGAUUUAGCUACGUGGACUUAAUUGAAUUUCAGCUAACAUAUUUCAAACAGCGGUUGAACCUGGUAAAUACCACAGGGCUUCAAUUCAUGAGCGUUUUGCUGCAACUGUCAAAGAGUUUACGUUUCUUGCGGGUAUUCCAGAAUCUCCUAAUUACAUGUUCUGAGUGAGCUGCUAUAAACGAACAGUGACUGAUUGCUCUGAUAUAGCUUCAGAAGCCUCUUGUUCCAACAUCUGUACACGACAGUGGCAAAUUUGGUCAGCUGAAGAGCCAAUUGCAUCGUCUCUUAUUUCUACUGGUAUCUACAGGGACUGUUCGAGUUUAUUUCAUUCACCUCUGGUUAUCAUAGAUACAAAAUGAAAUGAGGGAAUUAUGUCAUAUGUGGAAUAAUUUCGGAGCAAUGACAGAACACGAAGGAACACCACGAGGAUUAUUCGUGAGAGCGUGUUUAUUACAGGGCUAAAAUGGGUUACACGAAUUUGAGAGAUUUCUGCGGAUAAAUAAGACUGCUUCGUAGAGAAAGAACACCAUAAAUGUGCUUUGUCUACUUCUAAGAGCGGCAAGCAAGCACCCGUUUGAAACGAAGGUCUGCCGACAGACACGCACCGGAAACGAAACUCUUCGCGAUAUUAACUGCGAGGGAAUGACCGAGCGAUUGUCUCCAACAGCGAAAGAAACACGUCGAUUUGUUUGGAUUUUAGGAAAGUCGAGAACUCUGUUUUUGUGAUGAAAAAGACAAGGGCAAAAGACGAUUCAGAAGCUUACCAACACCAUUACAUUUAUAACAGAGAUGACGAAAUCCGCAGAAGCACAGGGUCCAUUUAUGGAGGUGAUAGCCCAUCAAAAGUGAAACCACAACCAAUGCAUGUCCGAAGUAACAGCGACACAAGUGAAAUAAAUGUUUCAGUGAGAAAUAACUACAUCGAUGGGCAUGCUGCAGAAGCCCAUUCUCCCACAGGAGAGAGUUUCUUUGCCAUAAUAAGAAAAUUUGAGCAAAACAUUCAAGAUGGACAGAAAUCGGUUCAAAAGUCCUGGUUUUAUGACAAUGAAAACCAGAAUUACCUUGUUGAUGGGCUCAGAGGAAAGACUGGUACAAGCUCUGCCAACUCAAGUCCCUUGGUUGAAAGAAGAACUCCUCUCUUACGUCGUAGAAACUCUUUGAGAAACAACAGUUAUUUUGGGAGAGUUUUUAAAGGUUCAGGGGAUGCGAAGGGAGGAGAGGAAGAGGUUGGAGAUGAACCAUCUAGAAAAUAUUUUGCACACUAUGACUGUCGCAGUAUAACAGUUGAUUUUGAUGAGCUGGCACACACAUUUUCUGCUCAAGGUGAUGGACUCAAAAGGAAGAACACACGCUCUGGUGCUUCAGCAGCAUCAACUCAGGUUACUGCAGCAACACUUGCUGACAGAAUGCAAAGACGUGGCUCAGACUCGAGUGCAGGCACAAAUGAGGACAAUCUUCCUGACAUGGGAGAUGACAAAAGUAAUGGGCUUGUUCUGAACUGUCCCUAUUUUCGCAAUGAACUUGGUGGUGAGGAAGACCAAGACCCUCAGAUUGGUCUAACUCCAGAUAAUGUGGCAUUUCAAAAUCUUCAUGAUCCAAUGCAUCCCAAGGAACCAAAAUUGGACACAUUGAGGAGAAGGUCAACCCUUGAUAUUCUGUUAACUGCUUACGACUCGGCACAGGUUGGAAAUUUAAGCAGUGGAACAGGUGUGACAAUUCUUGACAACUCAACACCCGAGAGUGGUUUUUUAUAUCUUGGGGAGGGAUACUACAAUGAAGAUGGAGGAGUAUUUGAACAUGUGGAUCAUGGAUCCUAUUAUUACAAGAACUUUUUCCUCGGUCAAGAACAUCUGAAUUAUCUUGGUAUGGAUGAGAGAUUUGGCCCUGUUGCGUUGUCCUUGAAACGAGAAAAGCUUGAUGAAAGCACUUCUCUACUAAACACAGGGGAGGCAGAAGGCAACACUUAUCAAUAUCGCAUAAUUGCUCGAUCUAGUGAAUUGACAACACUGAGAGGAAGUAUCUUAGAGGAAGCCAUUCCAUCAACUUCAAGACAUGGUUCAGCACGUGCCCUCCCAGCUAAAGAUAUCCUUGAACAUGUGAUUCCAGAGUUUCAGUUAACUGCUCUUAGGAUGGCGCAACCUGGUAUAAAGGUUCCAGAACAGCUUGCGAAACUUGAUGAACAAGGGAUGACCAAUCAAUACAAAGUUGGUGUGUUAUAUGCAAAGAAUGGCCAGGGUACAGAAGAGGAGAUGUAUAACAACCAAACAUCAGGCCCAGCUUUCGAAGAGUUUCUUGACUUGAUUGGUGAAAGAGUUACCUUGAAAGGAUUUGAACGUUAUAGAGCCCAGCUGGAUAACAGAAAUGACUCCACUGGGGAGUAUUCAGUGUACACACAGUUUCAUGGACGUGAAAUUAUGUUUCAUGUAUCAACGCUUUUGCCUUGGACACCCAACAACAGACAACAGCUUCUGAGGAAGAGACACAUUGGAAAUGACAUUGUGACAAUUGUGUUCCAAGAACCUGGUGCUCUUCCAUUUACACCAAAGAACAUCAGAUCUCACUUUCAACAUGUUUUUAUUGUGGUCAGAGUUUUCAACCCUUGCUCAGAUAACACAUACUACAGGGUUGCUGUAAGUCGUUCAAAAGAUGUCCCUCCAUUUGGACCUAAUAUUCCUGCAGGUGCAAAGUUUGGAAAGACACAAGCCUUUGCCGACUUCCUCUUGACCAAAGUCAUAAAUGCAGAAAAUGCUGCCCACAAGUCAGAGAAGUUCAGUGCUAUGGCCAGAAGAACCAGACAUGAAUACCUGAAAGAUCUUGCCACAAAUUUUGUCACCAACACCACACUAGAGACUGGGGCUAAAGGAAAAGGAAUCUUGAGAUCAACCAAGAAGAAGGAGAAAGUUCGUCCUCCAAUUUCUCCAGAAAAAGUCUCCAGAGGUGCAUUGGUUUGGAAUGUGCAGGUUGAAGAUUACAGGAAUGCCUCUAUGAUUGAGUGUAAGAUGGGAAUCUCUGCAGAUAGUCUGGUGCUCAUUCACUCCUCAAGCAAAGAAGUGCUAUUUAGCAUUCCAGCCAAGUCUGUCAUAGGAUGGACAUCCUUAUCACAAAGCAUCAAAGUGUUUUAUGGCAGUGGUUAUUGUCUGGUGUUGAAUAUUCCAACACGUGAUUCAGAUGACAUCCCAGAGAUUGUCAGGCGACUGGAAGAAAUUUCUAUUGGUUGUCAGACUCAAACAAUGACUUUGCGGCGAAAUGGUAUGGGACAGUUAGGAUUCCAUGUACGGUUUGAAGGCCUCAUUGCGGAUGUCGAGCCUUCUGGAUUUGCUUGGCAGGCAGGGCUAAGACAAGGAUGCAGGCUUGUGGAGAUCAACGGGAUGAUAGUAGCCACACUGAGUCAUGAUCAGAUGAUUGACAUCUUGCGUAAGCCAGGUUCAGUGACGGCUGUGAUAGUGCCACCAUUCCAGAGUGGAAAGCCAAGAAAGGGUAUCCAGCCGACCACUGGUUCCUACUGGAGCUCCUCCAAUCGUGCCUCGGUCACAACCAUGUCGUCAUUCGGCAGUGCGUCAUCAGUGGCAGAGGAAGGCGAGUCACGUGAUCACUCGGCAGCCUCGUCUUCAUCCAUAUCAGCCCCUGACAAUAGUAGAAAACAGCCGCCAAAAGGUUUGACGUCCAAGAACGAAGUGAAAGGGAAGGAGAGUCCAUGGAUCAUGCGCUCGAAUAAUGCGGCUUCCAUGGAUGGCAGAGCUAUGUACUCAGUCUCCCGUCCUCCUGACCCACCGUUGUCGCCCAGUGCGAGCUCAGCCUCGUCUGUCAGCGGCAGCACGUCAACGCUUCACGAAACAUCACGACAACAAGCUGCUACCUACGGGGCUUCAUACACUGUGACAAGCAUUACUCCAACAGAUCCUAGACACCAGGCGUCCUCUGAAGCACAAGUAACGCCAAAAUGGAGCGGGCAUUUAGCGGUAGAUUCAGACCCACGGCCAGCCAAGCCUGUUGGUGUGACGUUAAAGGCCCAUACAGCUUCAGGCACCUUAUAUGCCAUCGCCAGCGGACCCUCGUCUCCGCCAGCGUCUCCGCGUACUCCAGAGACCCCCAUAUUUGGAAGUACUUCACAGAGACAUCGCAGAGUGGUUGUGAAUGGUCAAGGGGAUGGAAACACUCCUUUAAGGAUAGAGGGAAGUGUACAGGAUGGGAGACCGCUAGCGGACAGUUAUGGUACUAUUCGUGUGAACAUUGAACCGUCAGUAGCGUCAAUGCCAAAUGACAAAGCACGAGAACCAGAUGUUGCUAAUGGUGAGGUGAUGCAAGCUGCUGCUUUGCCUUUUAAAGAAACAAGUCUUGGAGCAGUUAUUACUACUGUCAACACUUACAAACAGAAACAAAGCUACGAAGACAUCAGCGAAGCCUCUAUGUCUGACACUGUCGAUCAGAUCGAACGCGCGUUUGGUUUUAAAACACCUGACAUGAUCUCGAACGGAACUGGGAGCCUGGAGCGGAACAGCAGCAUGCGAGUGAAGAACGGAGACAGGAGCCCUUCCGAUUCUAUGCAGGACAUUCACCUGACCCGCCGUGUGCAGUCAGGGGAUUCACUGAAUCGAUACAGUGAUGAUGACGAAACUCCCAUAAAUAUUCUGAAACGACUGUCAAAAGAAGCCAACAGAGAGCAGGACAGAGUGAAGCAGAGAAAGAGCGAAGGAGAUCUGCCACAUAAUAUGAUUAAAAGCAGGACAACCACUGUGGUCGAAGCAUCACCAACAUCGGUUGAAGUUAAGAAAGAAGCCGGAAGGAAGUCUGAGUACGAAGCGCGGAUAGCCGCAAGAAACCUGCUUAUAGAACGCUUAGAAAAUCACAGGCAAUCACUCGAAAGCCACAACGUAGAGGGAAUCAAAAUUUACCAUGCUAAAAGUAGAAGUACACCGGCUGAUGGGGCGAAAAGGUUAAAUGGCGAAAAAUCGCACAAGGCGCGGCAGACCUCGCAGGAUGACAGUGCAAAGACUUCUUUAGAGAGGGACGGUGUGGAAGGAGUGGGGAAAGGUGAUCAUUAUUUAAGGCGGAAGAAAUCUGCUCCUGAAUCACCAAAUGUUAAGACAGUUCGUACUCCAGAUAAUUACCGAGCAGGCAAACCAGUGGUACGCUCUGAACGAAAAAUCCGCUUGACAAGUUCUGCGAGUUCGAGCGGUCAGACACCGGAAAAAAGUCAAACAGUACCCCGUCAGAGAUCAAGCCGGCGACAGAGGCAUGCGUCCAAACAGAUGGCUGCUGCCAAUGGUGGAAAUUCAGAUUCAUCUGAUGAAGGACGUAAUAAUCGAUUUUCGCGAAGUGGAGAUUCCGUCGAUGCCAGUCCAUCCGUUGUGGAAAAGCUUCUUUUCACGCCCGAUAGCAACAAAAAGUCGAAGAGUCUCCCGCGCGAGUUGGAAUCAGGAGCGAUGCCACACGCGAGUGACUCUCGCGAAAUGCGGAGUCAUCGCUCGCAUUCUCAUUCGCACUCAUCACAUCUCAAAGGAGCGCGUAUUACCAAGAUUAAAAUGAGCGCAAGCGAGGAACCCAAUGAUUCUAUUGUGGAUCAGACCUCGCGGCUGUUACACGCCGCUAAAGCUGUCAAAUACGACAAAGGAUCUUCCCUUGUCAUAGCUGAAGAUGUGUUGCACUCACUAACUCGCGCGUCUGAUCUGCUCCAUCAUCAGUCGUCGGCUGCCAGGGAGGAGAAGGAAAGAGACAGGAAGGAUAAAGACAAGUCACUUAACAGAAUAAAGGCACCUGGCCGUGGUCGUUCACAUGGACCUCACAAGUUUUACAUCCCUGUUGUGCCCAGGAGACACAGCUUCGAUGAAAGAAUAUUCGCCGCACCGAGUGCCAAAGGCAAUUCUGGUGAAAGUCUGCUGACGAGAGAGAGUAUAGGAAAGGAAGCAGAACUUGAGAUGAAACUUGCAAUCGUGUCAAACGCCUUGAUGAAGGAAGGAGAAGAGAGACACCGAAUGGAUGUUGAAUUAAGAAGACUUCAGAGAGAAAACAAAAGACUUCAAGAUGAUCUCCGGACCGCCUCGCACCAACUUCGGAAAUUUUCCGAGUGGUUUUUCACGUCAGUUGAACCAAGUAACACGUGAUACAGACACCAUGAAUUGUUCGUUGGAUAAGUUUCUAUUUUAAAACGUUUCUUACAUCGUUCAUAGAGUUAAGCCUUUUAAAGUAUUAUUGAACAAGUAACGUUUAUUAAGAGAAAGGUGCUAUUCUUUACAUAUCUAAGAUUGAACUGGUAAAAUAGCUUGAAAGAUGUUGUAUUUUCAUAGCGUUUGAUAUAUUAAGGCAAGUAGUAUAUGUAACAAAUUGUCAAAUAUUUUCAUUGGUUGGUUUUCGACCCAGGUGUCCAAUUUUAAACGACCGCCGUCUGCAUCAUCAAAGAGACCUGUCAUGCUUUAUUGCCUUGCUGGAAGAGAAUGAGUCGCGGAUUUUGGUUUAGUCAUAAAAUUUACCAUAUAUGGCUAUGGUUUUGUAGUCCUCCCUUUAUACUCCCCUCCUCCUCCCCCCUUCCCCCCUUCCCCGCCUAAAAAAAAAAAAAAAAAAAAAAAAAAAAGAAAGAAAAAAAUCCUUCGACCUUCCGUUCAAGGCGAUAAAAAAUGACUGGUCCUUAAUAGCAAUGCUUUCUUCGCUCUUUAUUUAUGGAUCUUUAUCCUUCACGAUAGUCUUUUUCUGUUGGUUAAUAUAAUCCUAUGUAUGAUUUAUACUACAGAUACCUUUUUUGACCUCUGGUUGAAUUGCACCAUUUUUUCUUUUGUCGCUAUGUUAAAUAAUUAUAGUUAUACUGAAUGGUUUGACGUGGGUACGUAAAACCUGGGUGAGAGUAUUCCAAGACAGGAUUAUUGUUGGUGAAAGUGAACGUUUGGACAUCGUGAACUUAAGAGUUGUUUGCCAGUCUGGCUCAUGAAAUGUGAUUAGUCAGUCCUUUUUUUUUUUGUUCGCUAGUUAUGGUGAUGUUGUGAUUGAGUUCUUUGUCUGAUAACGAGAAAUCUAUUGAUAGUCACUUUCACCAAAAGCGGUCCUUAGCAGGUUUACAUUUAUCCUGACUAUCAAAUCACGUCUUGAAUUGACAGCGGUUGUGGCAGGUUUUAAGUUUCGAAGUCUACGAGGGAAAUAAACCUCAGCACAUGUAAGUAAGGAAUGAAGGUUCUUUUGCCUUGCUGAAAUGUUUGGAGCAACUGUUUGUUUAUUAUUUCGUUUACACUUGAGUUGAAAACUUCUUUUCUCCUUACAGUACACCAUCGAUUACUUGUGAUGAAGCCUUGGGGGAAUUUUUAUCGACACUUCUUUAAGGUUUUCGAGCACGGUAUCCUAGGAAAGUAUAAAUAUUUUCAGGAAAGAUGGUUUCCUUUUGGACUUGUUAGGGGAAUUUAAUACGUUAGUAAAGUAAAUUGAACAUAAGUUUAGGUCGCGUGCAUUUUUAAAUUUUUGUCGGGAAGUAAUUCGAAAAUGAUCUAGAGGGAUAGAAACAUUUAGCCAUUAACAGAUUUAUUCGGUGGAAAAGCCAUUCAUUGAUCAAAUAAUACUUUUAUCGUCAGCUGAUGGCGUCACUGUCCGGAUAAUUUCAUAGUUUUUCUCGGGCCUUUGAACUUGAUCGAUUUUUCCCAAAAUGACUUCUAUACUUGUUACCUUAACCGAUACAGCAUUAUAAUAUAUAUACAUUUGGUCUUUAUUUUUACCAUUUAUAUAUCGUUUGUUAAAUACAACAAGUAUCCUAUUUAUAACUUUGGAUUUCAAAUAUUUUAUACUUCCAUUUUCCUUUUCACUUAUGCGAUUUUCAGCUUAUUUUGUAACAAAAGUUAUGAAUCGUUACAUUUUGGAAUACGGGGUCUUACAAUUUUCAUUGUUUCAAUUGUUCGUCAGUAGUUUGUGGAUAGCUCGUCCAGUUAUACUGAAGGUAUUUGUGGCUUUCAUCCCAUAAAAUCGUAAGAAUGAUUCACGUGUAAGUUCGUAGAGCAAUUUUUAAUUCAGUGUCGAAAAUUAUCUGAGGUUGGAUUGGUUUUGCUUUACUUCGCUCUGUGAUUGCGUCAGAAAACUUGCAAAAACUGAAACCAGUCACGAGUUGGUCAUCGGCAUUUUCCCGCGCUUUAAGCCGUUUGGGUGGGUUUUCAUUUUGAUUUUUCAUUGGCUCUUAAAGGUAUUUUCCUCUCUUCUAUUUAGUUAACAGAUAACGAGAGUAGAACAACAUAACAGCAAAAUCUCCCAACUAACUUACAACGAAACGAUCACAGCUGGAAAGGAGAUUUUAAGUUUGGUCUAGCGCUUGUUUUCCCGGGAAAACUCUUUUUAUCUUAGCUUCAGAGUCAAUGUCUGUUGUGCUUAAACAAUAUGUGUAACUUUAUCUUUCAUCCGCGCUGCCAAUUUAAGGUAACUUUGUAUCAAGACAUCUUUCUCUCUUGCUUUCAUUUGCUGAAAAACCGAGCGGGAGAAUCUGUCGGAUACCAAAAUCUUUUUAAUAAUCCUUGAGAGUUUUGUGGUCGUGAUGAUGAAUUGAAUUGAAUUGAAUUAAGGAAGCAUUAGGCUUCAAUAAUCAUGCAUGAUAGAGGAAUGAAAAUAAAGCUUGACAAUCUCUAAGGAAGAUACGCAGAUUUGCAGCCGCCAAAGAGGGGCUCAUUUUGUAAAAUUUCUAUGCAUAAGGCCGUCUUGUACACAGUUUCUGGAAAAAAAAUAAAGAGACGUAAGAAAAUA
Molecule: messenger RNA, 9046 nt
Organism: Pocillopora verrucosa
Lineage: Eukaryota; Metazoa; Cnidaria; Anthozoa; Scleractinia; Pocilloporidae
Product: signal-induced proliferation-associated 1-like protein 1
Biological process (GO): activation of GTPase activity; regulation of small GTPase mediated signal transduction
Cellular component (GO): cytoplasm
Molecular function (GO): GTPase activator activity; protein binding
Source: RefSeq, a predicted model, not a curated record